UUACACCGUUAACAAGAUAACCGUUUACCGGCCGUACUUAGUACUUAUCGCGAUGCUUUGCUUCACAAUCAUCUAGAUCUAGCAAAUCGGACCACCUUCAAAGAUCCAAAUUCUAAGCCCAGAACUGCUACAAAGCCCAGGAACAGAAAAGCCCACAAUAAUCUUGGCCCAUGAUCAUUGAAACCCAAUGCUACUCGGAUUUGUCGGCUUCUCUGAUCACAAGAAGCUGUAAUCCUCAAGAACUGGAAAAACAAAACCCUUCAGUAGUCAUUUUGCUCGACGGUUAAACCCUGGUUAGGCCGCCGGCGAGAACCUCAGAAAAUCACAUAACCGGCAAUAGAAAUGGCUGCCAGGUUCCUUCGUACCGCGCACAGAGCCUUGAGAUCAUUCCAGCACAGUCACCGAACUCUUCCUCCUUCGCUCAAGCUGGCCGCCUCUAGUUGUCUCUUCCAAUCCAGAGCUUUCGCCACAGACAGAGCUUCCAAACCGCCUUCCGAAGCCAACAUCCUCCGAAUCCUCGACAACGAGAUCGAAUACCAGUAUGAUUACGCCCCGCCGCACCAGCCGGCGGUGGAAUUCGAUUCGUUCGUCGUGGAGGACCGACCGGGGCAGCAGUGGAUGACAAUGGCGAGGAAGUUUGGCGCUGCUGAAGAGAUCAAAAUUGAAGCGACAAUGUUCGACGGAUACGAACUCGUUCCGAAGCCCGGAGCAGAUAGUUCGGGUGAGGAUUUGCGGCUUCAUAUCAGCUUGCUCGUCGACGUGUCGAGAGGCGACGGUGGCGGCACGUUGGAGUUUGUUUGCUCGGCGUGGCCGGAUCGGUUGGAGAUCCAGAAACUGUAUCUGCUUCCCAAAGACAAGCUGCUCGGCAGGCCUUACUUGGGUCCUGAUUUCCGGAGUUUGAGUGGCAAGCUUCAGGGUAGGUUUCGGAGCUUCUUGGAGGAAAGAGGGGUAGAUGAUAAGCUCUCGUUUUUCUUGCACGAGUACAUGACGAACAAGGAUAGGAUUGAACUGAUUCAAUGGCAGCAAAGGCUGAAAUCUUUUGUUGAGAAGUAGAGAGCUUGUAGUAGUAAUUCCAUCCGCUUUGGUGGUAUGAGAGUUAAUCCCCUUGUUGAUGACAGGGAUUUUGGGUGAGAAUCAUUUUAUUUUGUACAUAGUUCUUGAAAUGCUCUUCCAUUUUGAUACUUGUGGGGAAUUGGAUGCUGGAAUGUGAUAGCAGGAGAAGAUAACAAUGAUUUUGACUUGGCCGAGUUGUGUAAUGGAAUGUGGCUAAUGUGAAUUGUUUAUGGCCAAUUAGGAACAGUUAACAGAUAAACUACACACUCAUGUGAGUGGGUUGGGCAAUUAGGAGUUCCAUAGUUGGGCAACUUUGUGACAAUAAGUGAUGUUCCCUCAAAGGUUAAGACUUUUUCUUCUUCUUUGGUAUCCAAAAGAAAAUUGGAGUCGUGUG
Linum trigynum is the source of this 1447-nucleotide messenger RNA. The record is from the annotation of a GenBank genome assembly. NCBI's taxonomy places the organism in Eukaryota, Viridiplantae, Streptophyta, Magnoliopsida, Malpighiales, Linaceae.